CUUUGGAGCAUACUUCGACUCGAGUCCACCUAAACUAAAUGGUUUUCCACUAUCCCAAAAUUUGGACGGACUUCACUUAUGACAGCUGAAGCUACAAGCUGUUUUAAAGCGCUGCGAGAACUUCGGUAGCAACUGGUGUAAAUACCAUGGCAGACGAAAAGCACUUUGUGGAUAAACAUAGAAUCAAGCUGAUCGAGAAAGUGAGCAACAUUCCAGCCAUUUUGGAUGAGCUCCUUCGUGAAAAUGUCAUCCAAGAAGACAGUUAUGAUAAAAUCAGAGCUCUGCCUACCUCUCAGGACAAGAUGAGGGAGCUCGUUAGUGGGCCUUUGGAAGCCAUUGGAGUUCAAGGAAAAGAGAUAUUCUACAAAAUCCUGAAUAAACAUGAGUCAUAUCUAAUCAAUGACCUCAAGACAACGGAAGUGCCAGUAGAACCAAAGACGGCUAAGAAGAUGCUUUUUGAAACAUUGAAUGAUUUGAGUUCAGAGGAGCUUCACACAUUCAAGUCACUCUUUGAAUUGGAGAAAGGUUUGCCACUCUCACCAAGGAGUCUACAGGACACAGUGGAGCUGAUGGUGGAGACGUACAGCCAUGAGUGUGUGGAGUUGACCAAAAAGGUUUUAAAGAAGAUGAACAGGACUGAUCUGCUGCAGAGAUUAUCAGACAUCAGCUCAGGGACCAAAGAGAAACAGCAGCCUUCACUAAUCCAGAGAGUGGAAACGAUGACGUCUGUUAUAGAGCUGCUUUUGGAAACACUGAAAGAGUUGAGAGACGGAGAGCUCCAGAAGUUCAAGAAGGUCCUCGACUUCCACAGAAAUUUCUCCGACGCCCCAUCGUCGCUGCAGGGGUCAACCGACAGGCAGGACAUAGUGUUUUCAGUGGUGAAGACCUACGGCCAACAGUCUGUGGAGAAGACCAAGGAGGUUUUAAUGGAGAUGGAGAGGACUGAUCUGGUGCAGAAGUUGUCAGACAGCAGCUCAGCACCCAAAAAAAAACACUCUGUGGAUGAAUACCUGUCUGCACUGAUCCACAACGUGGCAACAAUGAGAGCUGUUAAAGAGCUGCUUUUGGAAACACUCAGUGGUUUGAGUUCCGAGGAGCUAGAGAAAUUCAAGUGGUUGCUGCAGUUCAGGUUCUUCCAGAGGGGCGUUCUAAAAUACUCAUCAAGACAACUGCAGUGGACUGACGGGGCAGAUGAACUGGUUGAUGGGAUGCUGGAGAACUACGAUCAACAGUCUGUGGAGGUGACCAGGGAGGUUUUAAUGGAGAUGAAGAGGACUGAUCUGGUGCAGAUGUUGUCAGAGACCAGCUCAGGAACCAAAGCUGCAGGAACAUCAGCUCAGGCUUCGGGUGUGACUACCAUAGAGAAAGAGAAACUCUCUGCACUGAUCCCGAAGGUAGCAAAAGCGGCAGUUGUUUUUCGGGUUUUAGAAACACUUAAGGCGAUCAAGACCAAGUCUUUACUGGACAUGAAGAGGACUGAUCUGGUGCAGAGGCUGUCAGAAACCAAGGAGGAGGUUGGAAGGAAGAGGUCUAUUGAAAGCCAAGUCGCCGUGAUGGAGGAGCCAGGUUUACCAUCGUCAGUCAUCAGCUCAGGACUCAAAAAGACACAUCAGUCUAAACCGCUCCGCAAAACACAGGGAGCCACUGGAGAGGCACUGAACUGGGAUCCACUGGGGAGGGACUCCACACCUGGCAUAGAUGAUUGUCCUCUGCAUGACUGGACUAAACUUGAACCUGAAGUAAACAGUCCAGAUGCAGAUGAAGUUCCAACUUACAGCCUACAGUCUGAAGCAGGGAACUUUGAAUGCAGUGUCUCUGGCUUGCGCUGGGUCUGUAAGGAGAAGGUCAGCUUUAAGUACCAGUUUUGCUCUUGGGAGGGAAUUAUGGAGAGGAUGGAAAGCCUACAGUAUAUGCCUGCAGGUCCCCUUAUGGACAUCACAGUCAUUGCUGGGAAGUUAGAUGAAGUGUACCUGCCGCACUGGAUCUGCUUAGAUGACAACCCUAAAAUAUUAGACAGGUUUGCAGUCCUGCACAUAGAUGACUGUGGAGAUGUUGUGGAAAAAGUGUCUGAAGUCACAUCGUCCCAUGUCAAGCUGUCUGAACCCGUUUUCUCUCCAAGAGCGGCUCUGAUGAAAAUGGGCUUGCCUGUGAAAAUAGGCUGUCAAGUGUUAAUAUACUACAUACCCAACACAUCAUUCCUCAGACUGCAUGUUUACCUGAUCCCACAUGAUCAUGGUCUACAACAGACAGUGGACAAAAAUAAGGAGAAAAAAGGAUACAAAAGAAUCGAAAAGCCACGCCCAGACAAGUACCUGAAAAUGCAGCAGGGUUUCAAACUUGCAGCAGACACAAACAUGGCAAAAAUUCUCCCAGAGGAAAUAACCCUCAGAUACGAUAGCCAAGAUCCAAAUUUCUAUGAAGUGUUCAUUGAGAAUCCAGACACAAACUUCCAGCUUACACUCUCACCCCUUAACAAGAAGAAGAAGAAGAAGGGUGAACCACAGUGUGAACCAGUAUGGAUCUGUGAAAUUCAAAAAGUUGACUAUCAAGACUCUGCGGAUUCAGAAGAGACAUGUGGACAAUCCCCCGUACAUGGUCUAAGUGACAAGAAACCCUCUCUGGAUGGCCGCCUAGCUGCACUGAUGGAGAAGGCAGCAACAGUCACAACGGAUAGAGAGAGGAUUUUGAUUAUGCUGCAAGAUUUGAAUCAGCAAGAGUUCAAACAAUUCAUAUGGCAACUGGAGUACAGUGACAUCGGGGAGGGCCGUGAACGCAUCCCAAGCAGCAAACUGGAGAACAGUGACAUGUUUGACCUGGUGAAUCAGAUGUGGAAGACCUACAUCCAGCAGUCUGUGGAGGUGACCAUGAAGGUUUUAAAGCAAAUAGACAGGAAUGAUCUGGUGCAGAUAUUGUCAGUCACCAGCUCAUGAUCCAAAGAGAAACUCUGUGGAUGAACAGCUGUCUGCACGGAUCCAGAGUGAGCAGAGGCACAUCUGUGUCUGACUCUACACAGCUUUCAAUGCAUGAAUGGUUGAAAAUCAUUCCUGCAACUUGAGCUGAUAAACUAUGACAAAAGAAAAAUAAUUUUUUAUCGUGACAAACAUGAGAACUGAGGCUGCAUUCAGGUUUAUCUCUUCAGCAACUACACUUAAAUACCUAAUAGCCUACACUACUUAAUUUUCUUCAAUAAUGUAACAGUAUUGCGAUCUCUAGCACAGAGGAACACAUGAGGAAAUGUAAGUUUUUUUUAUUCAUGUCAGUCAAACUGAAUAUUGCAAGUUUUUAAAACAACUUUUAAAAUGAUUGUAACUAUUUUAAAACAUGAAAACAGAUCAUGAGUUCUUUUAGCUUCCCUUAUAGCAACAGAUCAGGUGGCUCAUUCCAGGGUUUUUUAGCAGCACAGUGUUUACAGUUUACAGAAUGUAAAGGGAUACAGGGGAUAAAGGGAACCAUCUUAAGCUCUGACAAUGUUUAAAUGUAAGCACAUAUCAGUAUUUCAGCUACAGAAAUGGAACAAAAGAAAUCUACCACAAUGGUUCUCAAAACAUCUGAUGUGGUGUAUGCAUUAACUCUGAGGUCUUAAAAUGCGUAUACUUGCAUCACGUUUGAGAUUCAAAGAGACAUCCUUGAUUAUUGUUAUGUAUAAAUUACAUAGUAUAUGCCUUUAUGUAAAUUAUUUUUAAAUUUAAAAUCAUUGGUCUUUUUAUAGUUUUUUUUUACUGUAUA
Messenger RNA from Perca fluviatilis (European perch), 3726 nucleotides. RefSeq names its product NACHT, LRR and PYD domains-containing protein 1 homolog. The transcript has 23 exons. Gene Ontology annotation, biological process: regulation of apoptotic process; innate immune response; inflammatory response. Lineage: Eukaryota; Metazoa; Chordata; Actinopteri; Perciformes; Percidae. The record is from RefSeq and is a predicted model, not a curated record. The coding region runs from base 147 to 2930 and encodes 927 amino acids. Gene Ontology annotation, molecular function: protein binding.